Williopsis jadinii is the source of this 556-nucleotide messenger RNA. It is a transcript of the gene EGD1, whose product is annotated as Egd1p. The transcript has a single exon. The record is from RefSeq and is a predicted model, not a curated record. Lineage: Eukaryota; Fungi; Ascomycota; Saccharomycetes; Phaffomycetales; Wickerhamomycetaceae. Gene Ontology annotation, cellular component: cytosol; nascent polypeptide-associated complex. The coding region runs from base 64 to 537 and encodes 157 amino acids.
AGAACAAACAGUUCAUCAAGACAGAAUUCCCUUCAUCUUCCCAUAAACGGAAUCUAUAAAAGCAUGCCAAUUGACCAAGAGAAGCUCGCCAAGUUGCAAAAGCAAGGUAACACCAAGAUCGGUGGUAUCAGAAGAAAGGCCAAGAAGUCUGGUGCUAAACCAACUGCUGAUGACUCCAAAUUGCAAGCCACUCUUCAAAAGUUGAACGUUCAAACCUUGGACGGUGUCCAAGAGGCCAACUUCUUCAGAGAGGAUGGUAAGGUUUUGCACUUCAACAGAGUUGGUAUCCAAGCAUCUGCUGCCAACAACACCUACGGUUUCUACGGUAUUCCACAAGAGAAGGAGAUCCAAGAGUUGUUGCCAAACAUCAUUCCACAAUUGGGUGCUGAGAACUUGGACUUCUUGACCAAGUUGGCUCAACAGAUGAGACAGAACCCAGGUGCCGCUGCUGCUGCUGCUGCUGAGGCUGCUGGUGCCGACGAUGAGGAUAUCCCAGACUUGGUUGAAGGUGAGAACUUUGAAGCUGAGGUUGAAUAAAUGCAUUUGGAAAAGAAAA